AAGCACUCGAAAGCUCUUUCAGGACAUGCGCAGCAGGACCCCGCUGACCUUGAAUACAAAGAACGACAAUAAAGUGAGGCGAAUCACAGAGAGCAGCAAGCCAAAGAACGUUGAGCCAAGCCGAAUUGAACUUAUGCGCGGGCAACAAAAGGCGUUCGAAUCGCCGUGAACGUGAGCAGACAUCUCGCAAAAAGCUGAAAAAUCCAAGAAGCAUGAAGGGCCUGGCAUAAUUUGAAAGACCAAGCCCCUGACGACCAACCUCUAAGAACUCUCGACGAUUGCCGGGGGUUGUGAGUGGCCCACGGCUGCGAAAUGUGUAAUUUGCAGUUCGCCAAAGGUUCUCAAAAAACGUGGUCCGCCGAGGGCCAAGGCUCCUGCUCUUGAGAACCUCAUAUCGGAGUGUUUUAUCGGAGGGAAUGAAAUUGUGUACUCUGAUUGCGGAGGGCUCUCUCGCUUUCUGGCGAUGCUGUAACCACGAACUGCCCGUCAGUAGAACGCGAACUGUGGCCACGGCAGCAAAGCGGCUCUUGUACGCAAUUUUGAGAGAAAAAUCUUAUUCGUUAAAGUUCUUAAAUAAAAGGUGUGCUAAGCAAUUCAUCUCAGAGUGUACAAAAAUGCUUGGAACUUUCUUGAUUUAACUCCAGAGCACUUCUAAAGCUUAACCCAAAUCUAAGCCGAAAAUCAAUUAAAAUUUGUGUAAUACAUUUAAAGACGAAACAAUAGUGCUGACAACAUGGAAACGGAGUCUCUGAACCGCAAGAACUCCUCGCGAAAGAGUUCGAUCGUCAAUGGAAACGGAGAUGCAUCUGCCAAGUUGACCAACGGCGAUGGAGGCGGAGAAGGAGAGGUGACCCUGAAGGCCAAGAUGAGCCUGCUCAAUGGCUGCACCGUCAUAGUGGGCUCCAUCAUCGGCUCGGGCAUCUUUGUGUCGCCCACGGGAGUGCUGAUGUACACGGGCAGCGUUAACCUGGCCCUCAUCGUGUGGGUCAUUUCCGGCCUCUUCUCGAUGGUGGGUGCCUACUGCUAUGCGGAGCUGGGAACGAUGAUCACCAAGUCGGGCGCUGACUACGCGUACAUCAUGGAGACCUUCGGACCCUUCAUGGCCUUCAUCCGACUCUGGAUCGAGUGCAUGAUCGUGCGCCCCUGUUCCCAGGCCAUCGUUGCCCUCACGUUCAGCACCUACGUCCUGAAGCCCUUCUUCCCGGAGUGCGCUCCUCCGGAUGACUCGGCCCGCCUGCUCGCCGUCUGCUGCAUUCUGGUGCUAACCCUAAUCAACUGCUGGGACGUAAAAUGGGCGACUGCUGUGCAGGAUAUCUUUACGUAUGCGAAACUGCUGGCCCUGUUCAUCAUCAUUGCCACUGGCGUCUACCAGCUUUACCUCGGCAACACGCAAUACUUUACGUUCGAGAACACGGACGCCAAAGUGACCUCCAUCGCACUGUCCUUCUACUCCGGACUGUUUGCCUACAACGGAUGGAAUUACUUAAACUUCAUCAUUGAGGAGCUGAAGGAUCCCGUCAAGAAUCUGCCCCGCGCCAUCGCCAUCAGCUGCACCCUGGUGACCAUUGUCUACGUCAUGGCGAAUGUCUCCUUCUACACCAUCCUGUCCCCGGAUGAGGUCUUGGGCUCCACGGCCGUGGCGGUGACUUAUGCGGAGCGCGCCUUUGGCGUUCUGGCCUGGACCAUUCCAGUGUUUGUGGCCAUGUCUACGUUCGGAGCUGUAAACGGUAUCCUGCUGACCUCCUCCCGACUCUUCUACGCCGGAGCCAACAACGGCCAGAUGCCCGAGAUCCUCACCAUGAUCCAGAUCCAGAGAUUCACUCCCACUCCCGCGGUUCUGGCCAUGGCCCUUCUAUCGAUGUUGUACCUCACGGUUUCGGACAUCAUUGCUCUGAUUAACUACGUGGGCUUUGCCACUUGGUUGAGUAUCGGUGUGGCUGUGUUGUGCCUGCCCUGGCUGAGAUGGGCCCAGCCCAAUCUGCCACGUCCCAUCCGAGUGCCCAUGGUGUUCCCCAUUGUCUACCUUAUCGCCACCAUGUUCGUGACCGUGGUGCCCAUGUACGCCAGUCCGGUGGAGACUGGUUACGGCAUCCUGAUGAUCUUGUCCAGCAUACCCGUCUACCUGGUGUUCAUCGCCUGGAAGAACAAGCCCAUUUGGUUCCAGAAGACGAUGGUAAGCCUCACACGAUUCCUACAGAAGAUGCUCAUGGUACUCGGAAAGCAGACGAAACCAGCUCAGGUGUAAAGGUGAAGAACGUUCUUCGGGGAAAAGAGCAGAGAUAAUAUUUCAAGUUAGCCAAGAGCAGAGAAAAGCAUUUAAAAGCACCCACUUGAUUGCAAGAUGCAUUAUAUAGACAACGCAAACGCUUUUGUGUAGCCAACCAAUGAUAUACAACAUACGAAAACACACAACAACUUUUGCCAGCUUCUGGGCGACUAUACGAUAUAUACCAUAUAUAUAUUUUUAUAUACACACGUAACUCUUAAGUUGAAGCCAGGUCCAGUGCGCAGUAGGAUAACGAGGAAGCUCCCAGUAAAGAUCAGCUCUGGAUUCAAAAUUAUACGAAAGACUGUGGAAAACUACAAGGAAUCAAGGUGUUCGGAGCUGAUCGUAAACUGGGUUCGAAUUUGGCAUUUUUACGCGGAGCUGAACGAGUCUUUUAGGAUCUUCAAGUAUUCCCGGAAAGUGGUUGAGCACACAGCGAAGCCCCGAUAAAAGCUAUUGUUUAUUAGUUACUGCAUUUGAAAACUAGUUUUUUGAAACAUUUAGAACCACGCUCCAGGCCUAGCUUGAACUAGAACUAGGCAUCGAACUAGAUGAACGCUUGAACAUACUCAUCAGAAUCUACAGGAUCUACAGAGCUAAUUUAGCACCUACAAAUCAUGAACAUUUUAGAGCACGAUUGAUUAGCUUAUUAUUGAUUUAAACGAAUCUAGCUUAAGUGACACCGCAAUUAAAUUCCAUUUGCCUAAGUUAAAACGUACAUUUAGGUUGCUCAGUUUAGGUUUCAUCGUGCAGGUGUGCAUCAUAGAGGGUCCUACCUGUACAAACCCCAAACCAAUAUACAAAACCAUUGCCCAAUGCACAUAUCCAACAAGAGAAACGAUUAAAGUUGUUGAACGAGAACAGGAACAUUGCCAACAUACAUAUUAAAUAUACUGAGAAUAACACUAUAUGCAAAUUGUUGUCUAAUUACGAAUUACGAAUUGAUUUAAACUUUCAUUAGUUGUUGUUGCUUUGAGUGUUCGUCACUUAGUGUUAUUCUUAUAAAAUGAUUAUUGCCUAUUUAGCAUUCACAUAUUUACCUAUUUAACUGUUACACAUAAAAUAUGGAGCCGCAACUGGGGAAUCAGUUUAACUACUAUGAAACAUAUUGUUGACAAUAAUAUUGUAUUUAUAUAUAAAUGUAUAUUAUAUUAUACUAUAUGAUGUAUACCCUACAACCUCUGUAUUUCUGGAAAUAAGAACGAUAACGAAAACUAAAUGUUUUAUAUA
Molecule: messenger RNA, 3496 nt
Organism: Drosophila santomea
Lineage: Eukaryota; Metazoa; Arthropoda; Insecta; Diptera; Drosophilidae
Product: Y+L amino acid transporter 2
Exons: 9
Coding region: 734-2245 (503 amino acids)
Biological process (GO): amino acid transmembrane transport
Cellular component (GO): membrane
Molecular function (GO): L-amino acid transmembrane transporter activity
Source: RefSeq, a predicted model, not a curated record